This is a messenger RNA of Lathyrus oleraceus (garden pea), 2067 nucleotides long. RefSeq lists its product as uncharacterized. The coding region runs from base 1 to 2052 and encodes 683 amino acids. The record is from RefSeq and is a predicted model, not a curated record. NCBI's taxonomy places the organism in Eukaryota, Viridiplantae, Streptophyta, Magnoliopsida, Fabales, Fabaceae. The transcript has 10 exons.
AUGGCUAGUGAUCAAGAAAACUCACAAGAUGCAAAUGCUCCUGAUGAUACUUCAGAAAAAGAAAUUACACGAGGCAUCACUAUUAUGAAGAGUAUCAUUCGUGAUAGAGAUAAAGCAGUAACAUAUAAUGUAAAUUGGAAUGCUGAUAACCAACUAAUUGGGUCUAAUGCUGCAAAGUUGGCAAGCUACAUUGGUACACUUGUUCGUAUGCACAUUCCAAUCACUGCUACAAGAUGGAGUAAUAAAGAGUUGGGUAGCGCUAAAGAUAAGAUUUGGACUGAGAUACUGAGGUCUUUUAACAUUGAAGAUACAACUAUCCGAAAAAAGUAUAUACUUCAAUUGGCCGGAAAAAGACACAGAGGGUGGAGAACGUUUUUAACAAACAAGUAUCUUAAGGAUAAAGAAAAUUUUUUUGUUGAAUAUGAUCCGGAAUAUCCAGUGAAGUAUGCGAUCUUCAUUACAGAAGAAGAAUGGGUUGCUUUUGUAGCCCAAAGAAGAGACGAAAAUUUCAAGAAAGUGAGUGCCACAAAUCGCGAGAGAGCGUCAAAUCCCACGUAUGCAUACAAAAAAGGGCGUUUGGGAUAUGCACGCUUAGAGGAAAAAAUUUUAGACGAGACGAAAAGUGACGCAACAUCACUUCCGCCACAUGUUUUGUGGAAAGAAGCUCGUGUGGGAAAGGAUGGAACUGUUAGGGAUGACGUUCAACAUAUUUAUGAUGAAUGUGAGACCCUAUCUCAAUCGAUAAGCACAGCUGAGGACCAGGAGAACAGGAGCGUACUUAGUAGAGCACUAAAUGUUCCUGAGUAUCCCGGUCGGGUGAGGGGUAAAGGGCAUGGUUGUACUCCAACUUCCUUGUAUAAGAAUCCAAGGAGAAGAAAUCCUAGCAAUCAAGAAGUGAUGGAGACGUUGCAGGCAUUACAAGCGCAAGUUCUUCAAUUGCAAAAGGAUAAUGAGAGAUAUAGGUGUAUGGAAAAGUGCAGUUCACAGUUGAAAGAAACUAGUGAGAAAGCCAGUAUCAAUUGUCAAAAUAAAUUUCCCGAGGGCAUUUCAUCUUGUCAGCUAUACUUAUCGUCACCGACUUAUCGCCUAGUUGGCAAGGGAAAAGUGCACAACACUUCGGGAGAUUUACUUCACCAUAGACCGCUCCCGGAUGGACACCUUAAAGUAUCGGUUGAUGUUGUAUUAGAUAAGGAUGCGUUGCUACCGAUACCUGACAUUGUUUCAGAGACAACAUUGCUGCGAGAUGCAAUAGGAUCAUUUGUUGCAUGGCCCUUGGAUCUCAUUUUCAUUGAUGAUGAGACGCCUACAAAACCCGCAUCUAAGGAUAAAGGGAUUUUGCGGCACAACGAGUCUGUUGCAUCACAAAAAGAGGUAUUUGCUCAAGGGUCACAACAACUGAGCCAGAAAAUUGGUAGUCGACAGAAAAACAAAAGGGAUCUUCCAGUGACUUAUUUGCCAAAAAAAGGUGCUUUUGUGCCUCGAUACCAGAUAUCUCUUGAAACACUUGUUGACUCAUCAGAUAUGGCAACAGCUGGUGCUAUUCGCUUACUGGAUAUGGAGGAAGAUAUCUUUGGUUAUUCAUGCACUGAAACAAUCGGAAAAGAAGAUCUGGAACAUAUUUUUCGGCAUCAAGAAUUAGGCGUCGGUGUUAUACACACAUACAUCCGGUUCUUGUAUGACAAUUUCAUGCGCGGGAAUGAUCAAUUGUCAAACAGAUUCCGUUUCGUGUCUUCCUCCCUGGUCAACAAAGCAUUAAUUUGUAGGGAACCGGAUUCAUGUAGAGAGUACUUAGUCAAGAGAUUCAUGGCCAGCAGUACAAACAACUUGUAUCUUUGGCCGUAUAAUUCAGGGUGUCACUGGUUGUUGCUUGCUAUUGAUCCUUUAAAAGAAGUGGUAUAUUUUCUGAAUUCGAUAGAUGGUGAAUGGACAAAUUAUCCGGAUAUGAAGCAAUUAGUUGAUACAUCAAUAAAAGUGUUCCGAUCUCAAAGACAAGCUCGAGUACCACGUACUAAAUCCAGCAACAUUACGUGGAUAAAAGUGCAGGUACUUUAAUUUUCACAAUUUUGC